GCCCCGCCCCUGCCAGGCGUGUGUGUCUUGUGUGUUUGGGGCCCGCGCGGGUUGCGCGCCCUCCGCCUUGGCGCCUCCUGCCGCUGCCCCUGCGCCCCUCGCCCUGCCGGGCGUCGCGGGCCAACAUGGGCCAGGAAGAGGAGCUGCUGAGGAUCGCCAAAAAGCUGGAGAAGAUGGUGGCCAGGAAGAACAUGGAAGGGGCCUUGGACCUGCUGAAGAAGCUGCACAGCAGUCAGAUGACCAUCCAGCUGCUACAGACAACCAGGAUCGGAGUUGCCGUUAACGGGGUCCGUAAGCACUGCUCAGACAAGGAGGUGGUGUCUUUGGCCAAAGUCCUCAUCAAAAACUGGAAGCGGCUGCUGGACUCCCCUGGACCCCUCAAAGGAGAAAAAGGAAAGGAAAGAGAAAAAGGAAAAAAGAAGGAAAAAGGGCUUGAUUGUUCGGAUUGGAAGCCAGAAGCAGACCUUUCUCCACCAAGGAAAAAACAAGAAGAAUCCCAAAACAGGAGAGACUCUGUGGACUCCAAGUCUUCUGCCACCUCCUCUCCAAGAAGACCAUCAUUGGAAAGAUCAAACAGCAGCAAAUCGAAAGCGGAGACCCCCAAGACCCCCAGCAGCCCCUCGACCCCCACGUUUGCCCCCUCCAUCUGCCUCCUGGCGCCCUGCUAUCUCACAGGGGACUCUGUCCGGGACAAGUGUGUGGAGAUGCUGUCAGCAGCCCUGAAGGCAGACGACGAUUACAAGGACUAUGGAGUCAACUGUGACAAGAUGGCAUCAGAAAUCGAAGACCAUAUCUACCAAGAGCUCAAGAGCACGGACAUGAAGUACCGGAACCGCGUGCGCAGCCGAAUCAGCAACCUCAAGGACCCCAGGAACCCCGGCCUGAGGCGGAAUGUGCUCAGCGGGGCCAUCUCCGCGGGGCUCAUUGCCAAGAUGACCGCAGAGGAAAUGGCCAGUGACGAGCUGAGGGAAUUGAGGAACGCCAUGACCCAGGAGGCCAUCCGUGAGCACCAGAUGGCCAAGACUGGCGGCACCACCACUGACCUCUUCCAGUGCAGCAAAUGCAAGAAGAAGAACUGCACCUACAACCAGGUGCAAACAAGGAGCGCUGAUGAGCCCAUGACUACCUUUGUCUUAUGCAAUGAAUGUGGCAAUCGCUGGAAGUUCUGCUGACGGAACAGCGGCCAGCAUUGCCGUGAACACGGUGCAGGAGAAUGAAGAGAAAGCACUACACUGUCUGAAUUGAGAAAAAAUAAAGACUAAAAUGAAGAAAAAUACUGAACUCUGAGUGGAGUAGUAGGGAU
This is a messenger RNA of Propithecus coquereli (Coquerel's sifaka), 1303 nucleotides long. It is a transcript of the gene TCEA3, whose product is annotated as transcription elongation factor A (SII), 3. Gene Ontology annotation, biological process: DNA-templated transcription; transcription elongation by RNA polymerase II. NCBI's taxonomy places the organism in Eukaryota, Metazoa, Chordata, Mammalia, Primates, Indriidae. Gene Ontology annotation, molecular function: zinc ion binding; nucleic acid binding. Gene Ontology annotation, cellular component: nucleus. The transcript is spliced from 11 exons. The record is from RefSeq and is a predicted model, not a curated record. The coding region runs from base 126 to 1172 and encodes 348 amino acids.